Molecule: messenger RNA, 849 nt
Organism: Saccostrea cuccullata (small rock oyster)
Lineage: Eukaryota; Metazoa; Mollusca; Bivalvia; Ostreida; Ostreidae
Exons: 2
Coding region: 1-849 (282 amino acids)
Biological process (GO): DNA repair; telomere maintenance
Molecular function (GO): DNA helicase activity
Source: RefSeq, a predicted model, not a curated record
AUGUUGAAUGAAAGUCAACAACGUGCUCUUCAGCAGGUAGAAAUGGGCCAUAACAUUUAUAUUGGAGGACAAGCUGGAGUUGGAAAGUCAUAUCUGGUGAAGUCAAUUAUCAAUGCAGCAAGAAGUAAAGGGAAGAAGGUGGCAUUGACUUGUACCACGGGCAUUGCCUGUUCUGUUUACGAUAAGUUAAGCAGCUACAAUGUCAUAAAAUACUUGCAGAGUAUGGGUGCUAUGACUAUACACAAAUGGAGUGGACUGGGGGGUGGGCGCUUUUCAGGAGGGAAACUGAAGAUGCUUCUACAGCAUGAUGAAGCCUAUGUCGCGGCAAAAGAAAACUUUCUUGGAACAGACUGGUUGAUAGUGGAUGAGAUUUCAAUGUUUAGUGCCCAGAUGCUUGACAAGUUAGAUGUAGUAUGCUCUAUACGGUCUGAUAAAGCACCAUUUGGAGGAAUACAAGUGAUUUUCGUUUGGGACUUUACACAACUCCCACCAGUUCGUCAUUUGCGUUACGGUGAUGUAGGAUCUUUCUGUUUUGAAAGCAAACGCUGGCCACAGCACUCAAUUUUCCUUACAGAAAACAUGCGUCAAAAGGAAUCUAAACUUUGUAAAGUGGUAAAUGCUCUCUCUCUUGGAAGAUUGGAUGAUGAAAUAUUGAAUUACAUGUCUUGUCUCUCGAGACCACUGCAUGAAACACCAGAGACAAUCAAACUGUUUUCCAAUAAUGUGCUAGUUGACAUGUUUAAUCGGGAUAAAAUACUUAAUCACAAAGGUGGACUGUUUUGUUUUGAUGCAGUAGAUGAAGGCAGUAAAGGUGAACUGGACAAAUUGCACCAAGACAGUUGUGGUUAA